UGUGGAAGAAAACUCACCAUGCACUGGAUUGCAUUGUCCAGUACCGCAUCACAAUUGUGUCGGAGCGAAACUGUAGCGCGCGCGUUGCGAUUCCUCUCGUGUGUCGGUUCUGGCGCGAAACGAAAAAAGAAGCGGCCGCCCGGAAGACCGCGGUGUCUCAUCCGUCGUGUCGUUGAUCGAACCAGAUACGCACGCAUUAUACCGCAUGUGGUGAAUCCAAGCCGGUGGUGCAUUGAUUGCGUGUGCGGCGUGUGUGGUUGAGGGAAUGGUAGUAUCCGCUGGUUAUUAUGAUGAUGUGUUGAUAAAUAGUGCAGUUCUAGUGGUGCGAGUUGGUGUUGGUUCAAAACAGGGAGAAUAUAGUGUACCAACCAAGCCAAGAGCGCGACCUUCGCUGAUAGUUAACAUUGCAAAUAUGGUAGACGACUGCGGCGGCGGCGGCGGCGGCGGCAACGACGUCGAGUGUGUUUAGAAGAUUCGCCAGGAAAAACAAAUUGUGGUAGUGUACCUUGCCUUGAGGCUUGUUGUAAGGCGAGCACGCUGUUGGCUUGGAAAAAGUGAGUAACGGAUAGAAGAAUUAUUCUCUGUGAUGAUGAUGGAGGCAAUGCGAAAAAUUGUCAAUGGAAAUAAUGUUGAUGAUAAAGAGUUUUGAUUAGCAUUUCCGGAUUGUCAAGCUUGAUUGAGUUUUCAUAUGCUCCCGGGAUGUCUUCCAGUGCCAAACAACGAAUGAAGGAUGAUCUAUUCAAAAAGUGCGAAUACCGCUGGAAAUGACCAUUUGACGGCGACUACCGUCUCAACGGUCACCGUACCCAGCGCGGCCCUGUUGGAUUCUAUGCAUGCGAGUAUGGCCGCCGUGUCGAAUCUCAACAGCCAUCAACAGACUCUACCGGUGGGUGGAGCCGAGACCCUGCAUAUGGGAGUUGACCACGGUGGCCACCACCAUCACGAUGACGGUGAUGGUAUGGGGAACGGAGCAGCUGACCGGAGGAAGCGAAAAUUUUCAUACAACGAUAAUAGUGAUAUCGAAGAUGAUACUGGUGAUGAUGCAAAGUCUGUACGAACAACAGAUGAAAACAAAAAGCAAAACCACAGCGAAAUUGAAAAGCGUCGGCGUGAUAAAAUGAACACCUACAUCACCGAGCUGUCGGCGAUGAUUCCCAUGUGCCAUGCCAUGUCCCGGAAGCUGGACAAACUGACGGUCCUUCGGAUGGCCGUGCAGCACCUGAAAACGAUACGGGGGGCCGUACAUUCGUACACCGAAGGCCACUACAAGCCGGCCUUCCUCUCCGACCAGGAGCUGAAGAUGUUGAUCCUGCAGGCGGCCGAGGGUUUCCUGUUUGUGGUGGGCUGUGAUCGAGGCAGGAUUCUGUAUGUGUCGGAAUCUGUCUCGCAAGUACUGAACUAUUCUCAGGGUGAUUUACUGGGUCAAAGUUGGUUUGAUAUUCUCCAUCCUAAGGAUGUGGCAAAGGUCAAGGAGCAACUAUCCUCUUCGGAUCUAAGUCCGAGGGAACGAUUAAUAGAUGCCAAAACGAUGCUUCCGGUUAAAACGGAUGUCCCACAAGGUGUGACGAGGCUGUGUCCGGGCGCCCGGCGCUCGUUCUUCUGUCGAAUGAAGUGCAAAACGAGUAUCCAGGUGAAGGAGGAAGCCGAAUCCAACGGUUCGGCGUCCAGCUGCCAUCGAAGGAAAAACAAAGUCAAUUCAGACAAGAAAUAUUCGGUUAUCCAAUGCACUGGCUACCUAAAAUCCUGGGCUCCCGCAAAAAUUGGCCUAGAAGAACACGAAACCGACGGCGAAGGCGAAUCAUGCAAUCUGUCCUGCCUGGUAGCCGUAGGCCGAGUCCAGCCCAGUCUUUUCCAGAGCCAAAUCUCCGGCAACGGAAACCUCACCAAUCGUCGCCCUACGGUGGACGGUAGCAGCGGCAACAACGCAUCCACCGGAACCAACGGUUGCAAGGGCUUCAACCGGAACAACAUUCCAAACCUGAGAAAUGUACAAUUCAUAUCGCGCCAUGCGAUGGACGGCAAGUUCCUAUUCGUGGACCAACGGGCCACCCUUGUGCUGGGAUUCCUUCCGCAGGAGCUUCUGGGCACCAGCAUGUACGAGUACUACCACCACGAGGACAUUCCGGCUCUGGCCGAGUCACAUAAGGCAGCUCUACAGGGCAAUCAAUGCGUGACGACUCCGGUCUACAGGUUACGAACCAAAGAAAACGGGUUCGUGCGGCUGCAAAGUGAGUGGAAAUCCUUUCGCAAUCCUUGGACGAAGGAGAUCGAGUAUCUGAUAGCGAAGAAUAACGUUAUCCUGGUGGAUUUGGCGGAAGGAACUGGUGGAAGCUACGGGGCAACGAAUGCUUCCGUACAAAGCAGAUGCAAUGGAAGUGGAGGCAACGAGAUCAGCGAUGGCAACAACAACGAAAGUAACGGACAAAGUACGGUUGGAUAUGAAAUUUUUAACCAUUCAAACGGUCGUGAAAUACAACGAAUGAUAAACUCGCAUGUGGAAGCUAGCAAAAUAGGACGUCAAAUAGCGGAGCAGGUUCUGGAUCACCAACGGAGGAUAGGAGAUUCGUCUUCAGAAAGCAGUCCCAACCCGACGGACUCGGCCAUCGCGCAGAGCUUUAACCCGGCCAUCCAAGAGGCUAACAAUUUGUCAACCGAAGCCAUCGCGGCAGUUGAGCGCUCACUAGCAUCUUCGUCCGGUGUGUCACCGUCAUCUUCCUCGGGAGCACCAGGUGCUGCUGCUGGUGCAACCAAUGGAAACACAGGUUCAGCUACCACCGCAGGCACAGGAACAGCUGGUGGCCCAGCCGCUGGACCUCCGCCACAACGAAUAAACGGAACACUUCCCGGUUACAACCACGUUCGGAGUAAUGAGAUCGUCAGUCCCGAUCACGAUGCUCAGCAUGGCCAAGCCAACAGUACCGACGGUAACGAUGAAGCGGCAAUGGCAGUGAUAAUGAGUCUUCUGGAAGCGGAUGCCGGCCUAGGUGGUCCGGUUGAUUUCUCCGGGCUGCCGUGGCCAUUACCUUGAACGAAUACGCACCUUAGAGGCAUUUUUAUUUGUUAUAUUUGAUAUGAGUUAACAUUAAUAGUCAACCAACCACGCAAUGAAUCAGAGUUACCAAUUACCAUUAUUUUUUAGUUCAAAUGAGAGGGGAAUAAUUAUUUUAGUAGACCAAGUCAUUUAUGAGUAUAUUAUUUUAUUGAUAGAAACAUAAAGUGUAGUGAAUAAAUAUGGCGAAUUUUCCGCCAUGUCCCCAACAUCGAAACAUA
Messenger RNA from Aedes albopictus (Asian tiger mosquito), 3270 nucleotides. Its product is annotated as protein cycle. The coding region runs from base 731 to 3028 and encodes 765 amino acids. The record is from RefSeq and is a predicted model, not a curated record. Gene Ontology annotation, molecular function: RNA polymerase II cis-regulatory region sequence-specific DNA binding; protein dimerization activity; DNA-binding transcription factor activity, RNA polymerase II-specific. The transcript is spliced from 11 exons. Gene Ontology annotation, biological process: regulation of transcription by RNA polymerase II. NCBI's taxonomy places the organism in Eukaryota, Metazoa, Arthropoda, Insecta, Diptera, Culicidae. Gene Ontology annotation, cellular component: cytoplasm; transcription regulator complex; nucleus.